AUGGCGUCUCCUCUCUCAGCUGCGCGCUCUGCGCGCAAGGUCGUUCACAACGUUGCCGGAAAGCGCUUCUUGUCCGACAUCUCCAUCACCAGGACUGGCAAGCCAAUCAUCCGGGUUGAAGGCGGCCGAUCGUCCCUCGGAGGCCACACGGCUACGGUAUUUGGCGCAACCGGCCAAUUGGGCCGAUACAUUGUCAAUCGCCUAGCGCGCCAGGGCUGUACCGUUGUGGUUCCGUUUCGCGAAGAGAUGACCAAGCGGCACCUGAAGGUCACGGGUGACUUGGGCCGCGUUGUCUUCGUGGAGUACGACCUCCGCAACACAUCCUCGAUCGAGGCGAGCGUUCGACACUCCGAUGUUGUGUACAACCUGGUUGGCAGGGACUACCCUACCAAAAAUUUCUCCCUCGCCGAUGUUCACAUCGAGGGAACGGAGCGUAUCGUCGAAGCCGCUGCCAAGUAUGACGUUGACCGAUAUAUUCACGUCUCGUCUCACAGCGCCAACCCGGAGUCUACUUCCGAGUUUUACGCAACCAAGGGCCGAGGAGAGCAAGUUGCGCGAAGCAUUUUCCCCGAAGCGACCCUCGUCAGGCCGGCGCCCAUAUUCGGGUUCGAGGAUAACCUGCUUCUCAAACUGGCGUCUGUCCUCAAUCUUUUCACGGCCAACAACAUGCAGGAGAAGUUCCGACCCGUUCACUCCAUCGAUGUGGGAGCAGCCCUGGAAAAGAUGCUGUACGACGAGUCGACGGUUGGCCAAACGUACGAGCUGUACGGUCCCAAGGAGUAUACGUUGGCCCAGAUCGCCGCCCUUGUGGAUAAGGAGAUUUUCAAGCAGCGACGCCAUAUCAACGUACCCAAGGCUAUCUUGAAGCCCGUGGCCGGCCUUCUUAACCGUGCACUGUGGUGGCACACUCUCUCGGCCGACGAGGUUGAGCGCGAGUUCAUGGACCAAGUCAUUGACCCCGAAGCCAAGACCUUCCGGGACUUGGGCAUCGAGCCGGGCGACAUUGCGAACUUCACCUACCACUACCUGCAAGGAUUCCGCAGCUCACACUACUACGACCUGCCCCCGGCCACGGAGAAGGAGAAGAGGGAAGACAAGAAAUACAUCCACGUGCUGGACGAGUUGUGA
Purpureocillium lilacinum is the source of this 1128-nucleotide messenger RNA. RefSeq names its product NADH-ubiquinone oxidoreductase 40 kDa subunit. Lineage: Eukaryota; Fungi; Ascomycota; Sordariomycetes; Hypocreales; Ophiocordycipitaceae. Gene Ontology annotation, cellular component: mitochondrion. Gene Ontology annotation, molecular function: protein-containing complex binding. The record is from RefSeq and is a predicted model, not a curated record.